Carcharodon carcharias (great white shark) is the source of this 2151-nucleotide messenger RNA. Its product is annotated as 3-methyl-2-oxobutanoate dehydrogenase [lipoamide] kinase, mitochondrial-like. Lineage: Eukaryota; Metazoa; Chordata; Chondrichthyes; Lamniformes; Lamnidae. Bases 48 to 1319 code for a protein of 423 amino acids. The transcript is spliced from 11 exons. Gene Ontology annotation, cellular component: mitochondrion. Gene Ontology annotation, molecular function: pyruvate dehydrogenase (acetyl-transferring) kinase activity. The record is from RefSeq and is a predicted model, not a curated record. Gene Ontology annotation, biological process: protein phosphorylation; regulation of glucose metabolic process.
GGAGGAGGAGGAGGUGGUGGUGGUGGGGCUGGACUGGAGUUGGACAAAUGAUGAUGUUGAGCAAGGGGGCAGGAGGAGGAGGGUGGGCGCGCUGGGUUCGGAGCUCCCUGGCCCCCCUCCUCGACGCCUCUCGCACCGCCCAGUGGCAGUCCACGUCGGCCAGCGACCACCAGCACCACCACUAUCAGCAUCACCACGAGGUGACCAAGGAGAGGUCCAAGGCGGUCAGCUCCUUCUACAACCAGUCGCUGAUCGACAGUGCGGCUGAGAAGGCCUCAGUCCGUCUCACUCCUACGACAAUGCUGUAUGCAGGAAAAUCCCCAGAUGGAACCCAUUUGCUGAAGAGUGCCCGCUACCUUCUCAAAGAGUUACCCGUCCGUAUCGCCCAUCGGAUAAAGAGCAUCCGGAACCUUCCCUUCAUCUUGGGCUGUAACCCGACCAUUCUGCAGGUGCACGAGUUAUACAUUCGAGCCUUCCAGAAGCUCAGUGAGUUUCCUCCGAUUAAGAACAGCGAGGUGGAGGGGCAGUACUGCCGGUUGCUGCAGCAGCUCCUGGACGACCACAAGGACGUGGUCACCCUCCUGGCUGAGGGCUUCCGAGAGAGCCGCAGGCACGUCAAGGACGAGGCAGUGAUUCGCUUUUUCCUGGACAAGACUUUGACAUCACGGCUGGGUAUGCGAAUGUUGGCGACUCACCACCUCGCGCUGCACGAGGACAGGCCUGACUUCGUUGGAAUCAUCUGUACCCGCCUGUCUCCCAAGAAGAUCAUCGAGAAGUGGGUGGACUUUGCCAGGCGCCUGUGUGAGCACAAGUACGGGAACGCUCCCCGCGUCCGGAUCAGUGGGCAUGUGGCGGCAAGAUUCCCUUACAUUCCAAUGCCCCUCGACUACAUCCUCCCCGAGCUGCUGAAAAACGCAAUGAGGGCCACCAUGGAGAGUCACCUCGACACACCGUACAAUGUGCCGGACAUCGUGGUGACGAUCGCCAAUAACGACAUCGACUUCAUCAUCCGGAUUUCGGACCGGGGCGGAGGGAUUCCACAUAAAUGUUUGGACAAAGUCAUGGAUUACCAUUUCACCACAGCAGAGUCCAGCACUCAGGAGCUGCAGAACAACACCAUCCUGGGGAACAUGGUGGACAUGGUCAACAGUGGGCAGUCCAACCCUAUGCACGGUUUUGGAUUUGGUCUGCCUACCUCACGUGCCUAUGCCGAAUACCUGAGCGGCUCGCUGAUGGUCCAGUCGCUUCAGGGCAUUGGGACUGACGUCUACCUGCGCCUGAGACACAUCGACGGAAAGGAGGAGAGCUUCCGGAUUUGACGGGGUCACCCUGCUCUCUCGAGGUCGCCGAGCGACCAGAGCGUGGCCAGGCGGACGGUGGGGGUGGGGAGGUGCGGUGGUGGUGGUGGUGGUGGUAGGUGCUGUGGGGGGUUUGGGAAAGAGGAGGAGGAGGAGGGGGGGGAGGCGCAGAAACUAUAGCGUGGAAAAUAAAAUGAGCAGGAAGAGGGAGAGAGAGAGAGAGAGUUUACGAUGUGGCCAUAGCCGCUGUGGCCUCGUCACCCGUGGGACUAUUUUCUCCGUUGCGCGAUUUGGCGUUGGUCAGCCUCUUGGCCGUCUUGAAGCUCCCCGCCCCCCCCCCCCCCCCCCUCACCAUUACCACUCCAAUUAACUUGUCCAGGUUACCAGGGACCACACGACACUCCAUGCUUUGUCAACUUAGGAUCCUCCGGAAAUUUCCAGACCACCCCCCCCCCGCCACCUCCCCCGCCUUCAACCCUCGGGUGGUCAACCCGGCGGCCAUUUUGAAAUCCGGGGAUCAUUCCACCCCCCCUCCCCCCCCAUCCCCCACAACCAACACGCUGCUGCCGUUCAGGGACCAUUGCCCUCUCGACGCAUUGUCAUGGCGAAGGGGGGGCAUUUUAGAAGUUUCCGGAUCCUUCCUCUCCGAUGCGAGUUGGAAAUUUAGAACUCACGACACUCCAAUAAAAGUCGGCAGCCGUUUUACGAGGGCUGCCCCCAAGACGUUUGGGCCAAAGUGGAAGGCAUUUUGUUGCGUGGCGACCUCUGAUUUAGGGUCACACCAUUUGGCAUGAAUCAGUCUCUCUCUCUCUCUCUCUCUCUCUCUCUCUCCCUGUCCAGCGUGUCACAACCA